Messenger RNA from Vigna unguiculata (cowpea), 2066 nucleotides. RefSeq names its product transcription factor HHO3-like. Gene Ontology annotation, molecular function: DNA-binding transcription factor activity; DNA binding. The record is from RefSeq and is a predicted model, not a curated record. Lineage: Eukaryota; Viridiplantae; Streptophyta; Magnoliopsida; Fabales; Fabaceae. Gene Ontology annotation, biological process: regulation of DNA-templated transcription.
UUCCCGAGCUGUUGGUUUCAAUUCAAUGUCUCGUUUUCUCGACCCAUCUCUCUCUCUUCCUCUUUGUUGGGAAUUUUCCUUUUUCUUUUUAAUUUUUCCAAUUGUUUUUCUUGCUUGGUUUACAAGUCUAUUUUAUUAUUCCAAAAUUUGAUUCUAAGAUCCCAUAUUCUUCAAUGAGAAGCUCUCUCAUCGCUCCUCUCUGCUUCCAUAAAACGCCAUUUCCUUGUAUAUCUCUUCUCCCUCUUCUUUCUGUUUUUCUUCUCUACGCCACCACCUUGGCUUCCAUAAAUGUAUUUCUUCACUGAGAAAAUGCAGCGUUUGAAGAUGGGGUUUCCUGACUACAUCCAGGCAUUGGAAGAAGAACGCCGUAAGAUUCAGGUCUUCUGCAAAGAGCUUCCUCUUUCCUUGGAGCUAGUUACUCAAGCCAUUGAAGCUUGCAGACAACAAUUGUCUGGCACCACUAGCGAGUAUAAUUUGAACGGUCAAUCGGAGUGUUCGGAGCGGACAACAUCAUCAGAGGGACCAGUCUUGGAGGAGUUCAUUCCAAUCAAGAAAAGGGCAUCAUCAUCCCCUUGUUGCGAUGAAGAUGACGAAGACAACGAACAGCAUUCUCUCAGGCAAAGGGUUUUAAAUGAGAAUAAUAAGAACAGUGAUAAGAGGAAAUCCGACUGGCUCAGAUCUGUUCAGCUGUGGAAUCCAGAUCCCCCAGCUGAGGAGGAUGCGACUAGGAAAGUUCCUGGGAUAGAAUUGAAGAGAAGUGGAUGUGGUGGAGGUGCUUUCCAGCCAUUCCACAAGGAAGAAAAAGCUGCAAAGGCAACUGAAUCGUCGUGUAAAGCACCCUCUUUAACCCUGGUAGCUGCUGCGAGUUCUAGCGCCGGAGAACUCACCCCAGAAAAAAAUCAGAGUGAGGGACAGAGAAAGCAGCGCAGGUGCUGGUCUCAGGACUUGCACAAGCGCUUCUUGCAUGCCCUUCAGCAGCUUGGGGGUGCAGAUUCUGCCACACCAAAACAAAUCAGAGAGCUAAUGAAUGUUGAUGGCCUCACAAAUGAUGAAGUCAAAAGCCAUUUACAGAAAUACCGUUUGCACACGAGAAGGCCAAGUCCCUUGGUUCACAACAGUUCCAGUCAACAAGCAGCGCCUUUUGUCCUUGUUGGGAACAUUUUUGUUCAGUCACCAGAAUAUGCAGCUGUAGCUACCUCAACAGCAUCAAGAGAAGUGAACACAGUUCCAGCACCUGCUGGGGUUUAUGCACCAGUGGCCACACACCCUACGCCUGUUUCACAACCAUCAGCUGAUUCAAUUAAGAAGCCACAGUUUAAGAAAUUUAAGCAUUCUGAGCAUUCAAAUUCAGAUGAAAGGGCUCAUCACAGUGAAGGAGCUGUUCAUUCAAAUUCCCCUACCUCAUCCUCCUCUACACACACCUCUGCUUCCCCUGGUUAUUAAGUUUUAAAAUGUUGCACAAGUUUUGUUACUGUAGAAAGUCCUUUGAUAUUUCCUUCUGACGUUUUUUUGUACUAAAAUGAUAUUUACUCCUGUUAUAUGGUAUUUAAAAUCAGAGGUAAAAUACACAGAGUGACAGUUUUGAUGUUAAAUAAGUCCACCCCACCCUCAUAGCUGGCCACCAUGUUAUCUCCUUGCACAGAAGGUGAACUGAAAUUUCAAAUUUGAAAUUUGGAAGCAUGAUCAAUGUUUCAAUUGGUACUUGUUGAGAUUGUGACUGGUUAAAAGUUACUAGUCUGACUUAGUCAUACUCCUUCCACAUUGAGCAAAUUCUUAAUCACACCUAUGUACUUGUGUUGGUGAUGCGUGAUUUUAGUGGUCCACCUGGGCAUCUACAUUGCUUUAGUUGUUUGGUUGUGGUUAGAAUUAAUGGAUUAUAGUUGUAGCAUGAUUAUUCCUAAGGUGGAUCUAAGAAUAUCCAAUGGAAUAUGCAAUGAACAUUACCUACACAGGACAAAAAGAGAUGCAGACAUGUGUCAGUUGUGAAAGUGCCAAAUUCAGCAUCUGUGAAUUACUAUAUUGCUAAAGACCUUCCUUAAUUAAAAAACGCUCUUUUAUGAUAUUAA